ACGUACUGAGACGAACAAUUCCAUUUCCAUCCUGGGCUCUUUUCUAUUUCUGUCACUGCUUCAGCUGCUGCCACUCAUCGCCUCAAUCACAAACAAACAAACACGGUUAGCUGGUCAGAUGAGUGGGUAGGAGGAUACAUGGCUGCCCGAGCUUCCCUUACUGCUUCCGGCCCUGUGUCUUGCUCGCAUUAAGCGCCUGGCAGAACUUUACAGCGGCAGUCUGUACCAGGUAAAGGGGGCGCCUUCCCUUGAGUCUUGCGCCGUUUUUCCCGACGAAGCUUAAAGGCGAAAUCAAGCCCUUGGGAUUUUGUUUACUCACGAGUCGCUGUUAUCUUGCUCCAAGAAAUCCGAUUGCCAUUUUGGACAAGACAGGCUGAAAGGAUAAACAGGAGCUGGACUAUGUCACUGUGCUACUCAGGUCUACUAUGGGAUGUAAGGAACCGCUCUCUUGGAUUGAGUGAGCCCGAUGUGGUCCGUCUCAACUAUUUGGGAAGAAGAGCGUUUGUCCAAAGACUUAAAUUGGAAGCAGCGUUAAAUGUUCAUGAUGGCUGUGUAAACUCAAUUUCUUGGGGUAGUACAGGGGAAUACAUUUUAUCUGGAUCUGAUGAUACCACUUUGGUUAUCACCAACCCCUAUAAUAAAAAAGUCCUUACAAGAAUUCGAUCAGGUCACAGAGCCAAUAUUUUUAGUGCAAAGUUCCUGCCUCUUACCAAUGACAAGCAGAUUAUAUCCUGCUCUGGAGAUGGAGUUAUAUUUUUUACAGAUAUUGAAAAAGAUGCAGACACAAAUAGGCAAUGCCAAUUUACAUGCCAUUAUGGAACCGCUUAUGAGAUCAUGACAGUACCCAAUGAUCCCUACACAUUUCUGUCCUGUGGUGAAGAUGGAACUGUUAGAUGGUUUGAUACCAGGAUGAAGACCAGCUGUACAAAAGAAGAUUGCAAAGAUGAUAUUCUAAUUAACUGCAGACGGGCUGCUACCUCAAUUGCAAUUUGUCCCACAGCACCAUACUACCUUGCUGUUGGAUGUUCGGACAGUUCCGUGAGAAUAUAUGAUCGCCGUAUGCUUGGAACUAGAGCAACAAACAAUUAUUCAAAUCGUGGAACUACAGGAAUGUGUGUCCGUUUUGUUCCCUCUCAUCUUGCAAACAAAUCCUGCAGAGUGACUUCUUUGUGCUAUAGUGAAGAUGGGCAAGAGGUUUUAGUGAGCUACUCCUCUGACUAUAUUUACCUAUUUGAUCCUAAAGAUGACCAAGCAAAAGUGCUCAAAUUUCCUUCAUCUGAUCAGAGAAGGGACGAGGUAAGGCAACCCCCUGUUAAACGCCUAAGACUUCGAGGAGAUUGGUCUGAUACAGGUCCAAGGGCAAGACCUGAAAGUGAACGUGAAAGAGAUGGAGAUCAAAGCACCAAUGCAUCACUAAUGCAAAGAAUGUCUGACAUGCUCUCAAGGUGGUUUGAAGAGGCAAGUGAAGUUGCACAGAGCAGCAGAAGACAAGUCCGACCGCAAAAUAGAGCAGGAACCUCACAGCCUGUUUCAUCAGCUUCCCUGUCUAUAAACCAUACGGAAACCCAGGCAUCCGAAAUACUUCCAGAGGUGGCUGCCUCCUCAGAUCUGCAAUCUUCCUCAUCACAUGUAGAAGAAAGUCAAUUGAUGACUUCUGUAUCUUCUGAACAGCUAGAAACUUCUGCUUCAUCAGACAGAGGAUGCACCCCUGCUGAUUCACCUUCUGUGAUUAGCAAACAGCUUGGAUCCAUGUCACUUGAUGAACCACAGGAGAGUUCUAAAGUAACCUCAGAGAGAGAGCGAGAGACAAAUGAGCCGGUACUGCAGUUACAUUAUAGCACCGAAGGAACAACAACAAGUACAAUAAGACUGGACUUCACAGAUGAAUGGAGCAAUACAGCUUCAAGUUCUAUAGCUGUGAAAGUGGGUAACAAUGAAAAUACUGCAACUACUGAACUGACACAUGCAAGUAAAAUGGAAGGCACAUCUGAAAGUGCAGAGCAGAAUGUAGAGGCAACGUGCAGUGACCCUAGAAUGGGGCAAGGAAACCUUAAAAAAUCAAACAGAAGCUCAAAUAAUGAGGAACUUCCAGAAACAUCUGUGACUGCAGCACAGACUGAAUCAGCAUCUGCAAGCUCUGCACACCAGGAGACUGACAGUGAUGAUGACACCGUUCGAUUCCCAACCAGAAAUAGAUUAAGUGUCGGAGGACCUUCAAUUAGUACUAGAUUAACAAGGAGAUCAGCAGCAGCUCGUAUCCAGGAACUCUUUAGAAGAAGAAAAGAAAGAAAGGAGUUGGAAGAGAUGGACAUGCAAAAUGUACAUCAGCCGUCUUCAAAAGUAGUAUACAAGGGUCAUCGGAAUUCCCGAACAAUGAUUAAAGAGGCUGCAUUUUGGGGCAAAAACUUUGUAAUGAGUGGUUCUGAUUGUGGCCAUAUAUUCAUCUGGAAUCGGCAUACAGCAGAUCAUUUAAUGCUUUUAGAAGCGGAUAAUCAUGUGGUAAACUGUCUACAGCCACAUCCAUAUGACCCAAUUUUAGCAUCAUCUGGAAUAGACUACAAUAUUAAGAUAUGGUCUCCUCUUGAACAAGACAAGUGCUUUAACUGGAAACUUGCUGAAGAGGUGAUUUCACGGAAUGAGUUGAUGCUGGAAGAAACAAGAAAUACUAUUACGGUCCCAGCAUCUUUCAUGUUAAGAAUGUUGGCUUCACUCAACCAUAUACGGGCAGAUCGAGGAGAUGAUCGUCCUGAAGGAGCUGGUCCGGAUAACUCCAAUGAAGAUGAAUGACCAUACUUCUCUUAUAAACAUUUAAGCAUAUUGUAUUUAUAUAAAAGCAAUUUAUUAUAAUUUUCCUAGACAGAUUUGGCAAGUUUACUUUAUUUUAUGAUAUGAAAACUUUGUAUUGUGACAGAAUGGAGAGCCUCUGGUAACUUAUUGUUUUAAAUUAAAAGGAUUUUUUUUAUAUAGA
Molecule: messenger RNA, 2968 nt
Organism: Xenopus laevis (African clawed frog)
Lineage: Eukaryota; Metazoa; Chordata; Amphibia; Anura; Pipidae
Gene: dcaf6.L
Product: DDB1 and CUL4 associated factor 6 L homeolog
Exons: 21
Coding region: 400-2787 (795 amino acids)
Biological process (GO): positive regulation of transcription by RNA polymerase II
Cellular component (GO): cytoplasm; Cul4-RING E3 ubiquitin ligase complex
Source: RefSeq, a predicted model, not a curated record